Messenger RNA from Mycosarcoma maydis (corn smut), 2667 nucleotides. RefSeq lists its product as uncharacterized. Gene Ontology annotation, molecular function: metalloendopeptidase activity. The coding region runs from base 1 to 2667 and encodes 888 amino acids. Gene Ontology annotation, biological process: protein processing. NCBI's taxonomy places the organism in Eukaryota, Fungi, Basidiomycota, Ustilaginomycetes, Ustilaginales. The transcript has a single exon. Gene Ontology annotation, cellular component: plasma membrane. The record is from RefSeq and is a predicted model, not a curated record.
AUGUCGAGCCACGACUACGGUCGUCCCUCGACUGAUGACCAUGGCGAAGAUCGCCCGUUUCUAGAUGAUGAGCACGGCGAAGCAGGUGCCGGUGCGCAUCAAUCGCCGUGGACUCGCUUCAAGCGCCAGGUCUCUGCUACUUUUGCUCCCCUCGCCAGGCCUGAGGAGCUUCGCCCUUUGGAGCGAUUCCUCGUCAUCCUUUCCGUCGCGUUGCUCCUUCUUGCUGCCAUCUUUAUCGGCCUCUUUGCCGGAUCGCAGCACAAGCUUGCUCACCGUCCUGCCUCGCCCGCUCCCGUUCCUGGUCCGGGCAAUCCAAACCCUGAACCGCCCGUCGGCGAUAUCUGCACCACCAAGGACUGCGUGCUUGCGGCCAGCGAAGUGCUUCGCUCCAUCGACGAAACCGUAGACCCAUGCGACGACUUUUCUGCCUUCACCACCAACAACUGGGCCAAGUCUCAUCCCAUCCCCGCUGACGCUGGUCUGUUCGGUGCAGGUCAAUACGUAGCGAGCGAGAACGCCAAGAUCAUCCGACAGAUCAUUGCCGAUGCUCCUUCCAUCAAGGACCUCGAAUUUUCCUCUUUCAAGGAUGAACAGGCCGAGGCUGAUCAGCGUAACCUGGCCAAACUCAAGGGCUACUACGAGUCUUGCACCGACGUGAAUGCUCAGGACAAGCUCGGUGCGCAACCGCUGCUCGAUGUUCUGGACCACCUCCGUAUCCUUUUCCACCCUCAUAAGCACGGCAAGUACGAACAGGGAAACCCUCCUGACAUCUCACCAUCUGUCCUCUUCCACGUGCAGUCGGACGAGGCAGAGAAACCUCUUCCUCCCAACCAGCCUCCUAGACGCUCGCCCAAGCCUCAUCCCCCUCGCGAGAGCCCGCGCCCUGCUCCACCCUCGGGUGAAAGGCAAAAGGCUCUCACUGAAGCGCUCGCCUGGGCCCAUAGCCGAGGUCUUUCUGCCUUCUUUGAGAUCACAGUCGAUGGAGAUGCUGUCAAGGACCCUACAGCGGCAACGCCCUGGUUCUUCCCCUCCGGCCUGGGUCUACCCGACCAGGCCUACUACGAGGACCAGGACGAAGUCGACUUCUACAAGACUGUCGUGUCCGACGGUCUGCACGCCUACGACCGUGAGGCCAAGCGUAGCAAGGAUGGCAAGGCUGCCAAGAACAAAAAAGGCAACAAGAAGACCGACGAAAAGCCACGUCCUCCACUCGCGCCCCUCGCUGAGCAGGUGGUCGAGCUUGAACGUCAACUCGCCAAGAUCACUCCGGACUCCGAGGAAAUCACCGACCCUGUGGCCUCUUACAACCCCAUCAACUCGACCAAACUCGCUUACACCUUUUCCUCAAUCAGCUGGAACGACUACUUUUCCGCACUCACCGUUCGCACUCCCGAGACGCUCAUUCUCAGCAGCCCCAAGUUCGUCACUUCUCUCGAUGCCCUCAUCUCGCGCACCAAGACCGAAGUGCUCGAAGCAUACGUUGUAUGGACCGCUAUUCGAGAGCUCGGACCUGCCUUGGGUCCCAAUGUCAAGCUGCGUGCUGCCGCAGAGCGCCUGGAGAGGUAUUCCAAAGGCGUCGAAGAGGGUGCUAAAGAGGACCGCGAGACUGUCUGCUUGGGUCAACUCAACGCUGCUCUUGGCUUCAUGGCUGGACGCUACUUUGUGCGCGAGGCUUUCAAGGGCGACAGCAAGAAGAGGGUCGAGGAAAUCAUCCAUUCGGUCAUCAGAGCCUUCAAAUCUCGCCUGCCCGAACUCGACUGGCUGGAUGAGAAGACACGCAAAAAGGCCGAGGAGAAGGCUGAUGCCAUUCGCGUCAUGGUCGGCUUUCCCAGCACUCCCAACACCACCGACGCCGUCUCGGUGGCCAACUUCUACUCGGAUCUUGAUGUCGACCCGUCCAACUACUUUGCCAAUCGCCUGGCUUCCAAAACGCGCGCCGUCAAGCGCGACUGGGCCCAGGUAGGACGCAAGCUCAACCGCGAGCUGUGGGACAUGUUCCCCGCCGAGGUCAACGCUGAGUACUCGCCUCAAGGCAACUACAUUCUCUUCCCCGCUGGUAUCAUGCAGCCUCCGUAUUUCCACGUCUCGUGGCCUUCGUAUCUGCAGCGCGGUGCCUUUGGUGCUGUUGCAGGACAUGAGCUUUCACACGCAUUCGAUCCUGAUGGUCGACUCUACGAUAAGAAUGGCUACUUGCGCGACUGGUGGACCGAAACCACUGCCCAUGAGUUCCAAGAGCGUCAGACGUGCCUUGCCAACCAGUACCACUCGUACACCGUCUCGGAUGGCAAGGGAGGCGAGCUGCAUCUGCGAUCCAACUUCACCAAAGGUGAAGACGUCGCUGAUGCUGGCGGUGUGGCACAGAGCUACCGAGCGUGGAAGGAUGAGCUGGCUGCCGGGGGUGAAGCCGUAGAAGCAGCCAAUGCUCUUCUCCCCGGUCUUGGCUAUACGAGGGAACAGCUGUUCUUCAUCUCAUACGGUAUCAGCUAUGCACGUAACAUCAGGCCAAGCGAACAGGUCAAGAGGAUCCGCACUGACCCGCACAGCCCCAACAAGUACCGCAUCAACGGUGUGCUGAUCAACUCGCCCGAGUUUGCCGAGGCUUUCGGCUGCAAAGCAGGCAGGGACAGGAUGGCUCUUGACCCCAAACAGCGUUGCAACAUUUGGUGA